Messenger RNA from Ceratitis capitata (Mediterranean fruit fly), 908 nucleotides. RefSeq lists its product as uncharacterized. Lineage: Eukaryota; Metazoa; Arthropoda; Insecta; Diptera; Tephritidae. The coding region runs from base 27 to 374 and encodes 115 amino acids. The transcript is spliced from 2 exons. The record is from RefSeq and is a predicted model, not a curated record.
CUUUGUAAAAUUUAUUUACAGUAAUAAUGCAACAUGUACGAAACUGUGGGCCACAAAUGUUUAUUUACAGCCGUAAAGGUGGAACACUUUUAGCAAUAAACGAUUUUAUUUAUCGCUCAAAUUUAAAAAGAUUUGGAAGAAAUAGUGAUAAAGUAUAUUGGGAGUGUAUACACAAUCGUUCCAAAAAGUGUCGAAGCCGUUUGAAGACAAUAGGUGAUGACCUCUACGUAACGAAUGAUGUACACAAUCACAUGGGUGAUGGACAACGGAUUGCCGUUGCAAGGCGAGCGGGUUUGUUAAUUUAUAAAAAGUUUAGUUCCAUAGGUCAAAAUGUCGGAAAAUUACAAUGUAAUGCGAUUCCACUGACAAGUUAAAAUACGUUCAUUCAUUUGUUUGUCAAUAUUCAUACAUACACGUAUGUAUAUAUGUAUGUAUGUGUAAAUAUGAGGUACCUCGUUAGGAUAGGUAUGAUAGAAUAAUUUAUGUACAUAUACAUAUGUAUUUUAUAGACUGCGAGAUCCUUCUAAUAAUAUCCAAUAAACAUUUAAGAAAUUAAUAUUAUUUAGAUCUAUUUAUAAUAUCGUUGUUUUUAAACUAGAAGCAGUCCAAAAAACUUCCCAUUAGUCAAUUUAAAAUAAUUUUACACGUUAGGUUAAUUAUAGUAUGUAAUGAAUUUCUUUUUAUUAUGCUUUUAUUUAAACCUUCCAUUCUUCAGCUAACAAGAUUGUCUGAUUUGUUUGGUUAGUUAAACCAUAUCAUUUAUUAGUUGCUGAAAUAUAGUAUUAUAAUUAAAAUAAAAAUUUUAGUUGCUAAAAUGAAUACAUAUAUAAUACACAUAAAACUUAUAUAGGUUCCUUACAAAUAAGAACUAUUAAGUUUACGUAAUAAAGCAAUCACUCGAUAAUAUA